Molecule: messenger RNA, 951 nt
Organism: Penicillium chermesinum
Lineage: Eukaryota; Fungi; Ascomycota; Eurotiomycetes; Eurotiales; Aspergillaceae
Exons: 2
Coding region: 1-951 (316 amino acids)
Biological process (GO): protein dephosphorylation
Cellular component (GO): protein phosphatase 4 complex; nucleus; cytoplasm
Molecular function (GO): protein phosphatase regulator activity
Source: RefSeq, a predicted model, not a curated record
AUGCCCAAAUACCCAGCGGCUCCUGCCCAGCAGUUCUCCCAGGACUUGUCAGAACUUGGCGAUGCCAAUACCUCCGGUCUCGAGAGCAGCAAUAAAGAGAAUGCAGCCCCCAGCGACUCCCAGACCGGACCGGAAUCGUCUGCCUCGACCGAGCGCGUCCCGGAUUCUCAGCUUCCGUCCGACGCUCUUCCGCCUCCUCUCGCACUCCUCUUAAGCUCCAUUCGCUCGGCCAUCCAGAUGUUCUUCGUGGAGAAGCCGCCUCACACUAUCCAGAGAUUUGCGGAGCUUAUCUUGCACCCAAAAGCCCACUAUCGGACCCUUCCUGCGUAUCUUCGCGCCGUGGAUCGCGUCGUUGCCGUGACCAGUGCCGCCGAUGUUUUCCCUUUCUAUACCCCAAAUAGUACCAAUGUCGAGUCGAAUGGCCUCGUUCACCCUGCUAAUAGUGCCGGCACUUACCUCACUCCCGACUAUGCACAUGGUGGACUCGGAAGCGAUGAAUCGCUUGGCGGAGCUCUUCUUACUCCGAUUCCAUGGCUUACCAACGCGACCUUCGACUCCGAGGGAGGCAACGCAGUUGAACCGAAGGGCGAUGAUGUGCUGCACACGGUUACUUCCCCAUCUGCAGAGACAUCUGAUGAUGUUCCUCAUGCGCGUGGCCCGGCAAUAGUUGGUGUGGAAGAUUUGGGACUGCAAGACGGACGGGGUAUUGAAAUGGACCUGGUCGAACAGAGCGGAAUGCUGGAUGGUGCAUCGAAUGCCCGGCCUUCCGAGGGAGUGACCACCGACGCGGCUUCAAAGGAUGAGCCAACGAAUACGCCCGACAAGGACGGCGACAUCGUUCUCGACGAUGGCAAAUCCGGCGAAGAUGCAAAGGCCGAGGUCCCUCAGGCCAGUGAGGCUGCAGAGGCAAAUGUGGAAGCCCCGCCUGUAGAGGCUGAGCAGAAAGCGUGA